CGAUCUUUGUGUGUGAGUGAGCCUGACGCGGUGCAUUGUGGGAGGCAGUCUCUCUGACGCCGUCCUGUUUAUUUCUUUGCAUCCAAACGCCACUUUUCCUCUCUAAAACGAAGCUAAAAUGCAGAGCAAAGUCGACAUUAUCUAAAGUAUUAAAUUAAAAGAAACAUUUAACAGCCGCAGUCGCGAGGACGGACUGUAACAUGGAGCCCGGGGAAGGUGUCGGCAGUGCCACGCCCACGGAGGAGAUGAACGGAGCCGGGAACCUGAUGGACUUCCUGGACGAGCCUUUUCCUGACGUGGGCACGUACGAAGACUUCCACACCAUCGAUUGGCUGAGGGAGAAAUCCAGAGACACGGACCGCCACCGCAAGAUCACCAGUAAGAGCAAGGAGUCCUUCUGGGAGCUGAUCAAGAGCCUGCUGGACGCCUGGUCCGGGUGGGUGGUGAUGCCUGCUCAUCGGGCUCCUCUAGGUCAGUGGGAAGGGAAGCGGGACGCUGGCCGGGGUCAUAGACCUGGCGGUGGACUGGAGACGGAUCUGAAGGAGGGCGUGUGUCUGUCGGCCUUCUGGUACAGCCACGAGCAGUGCUGCUGGACGUCCAACGAGACCACUUCGACGACCGGACAAGUGUCCCCAGUGGCAGAAGUGGGCGAGCUGAUGACGGGCCACGCCGAGGGAGCGGGAGCGUACGUGUUGAACUACUUCCUGUACGUGCUGUGGGCUCUGCUGUUUUCCUUCCUGGCGGUGUCCCUGGUCCGAGUCUUCGCUCCCUACGCCUGCGGGUCGGGAAUCCCAGAGAUCAAGACGAUCCUGAGCGGCUUCAUCAUCCGGGGCUACCUGGGAGAAGGGACCCUGCUGAUCAAGACGGUCACCCUGGUCCUGGCGGUGUCGUCGGGUCUCAGUCUGGGGAGGAGGGCCUCUGGUCCACGUGGCCUGCUGCUGCGGGAACCUCUUCUGCAGUCUCUUCUCCAAGUGUUAUCGGCUGCAGCAGCAGCGGGGGUGUCGGUGGCGUUCGGUGCCCCGAUCGGAGGAGUUCUGUUCAGCCUGGAAGAGGUCAGUUACUACUUCCCUCUGAAGACUCUGUGGCGGUCCUUCUUCGCCCGCCCUGGUCGCCGCCUUCACGCUGCGCUCCAUCAACCGUUCGGCAACAGCCGCUGGUGCUCUUCUACGUGGAGUACCACACGCCGUG
Molecule: messenger RNA, 1188 nt
Organism: Etheostoma spectabile (orangethroat darter)
Lineage: Eukaryota; Metazoa; Chordata; Actinopteri; Perciformes; Percidae
Product: H(+)/Cl(-) exchange transporter 4-like
Exons: 8
Biological process (GO): chloride transport; transmembrane transport
Cellular component (GO): early endosome; Golgi apparatus; synaptic vesicle
Molecular function (GO): voltage-gated chloride channel activity
Source: RefSeq, a predicted model, not a curated record